AUGCUCAUUUGAUUCACAAAUAGGAGUCGACUCUUUUGUUCUAUUUUCCUUCAUAUUGCUUAAACUGAAAGCCUACUUUACCUUGUAAAUUAAAGUUUAAUUUUAAAACUUUAGUUUUACAGCAUUUAGUAAGGAAAAUAAAACCAAUAAAAAGCAGCGCUAACUCUAAAAUACUAAAAUACAAAUAAAAGUACUGAUUCGAACCGAAUCGAUUCAUUAUAAUGCGACAUUUCUAACAUCUACUAUAACAAGCUGAACAGAGUCGACUCUCAGUAAUGACCUGAAAGAACCGACUAACAGAGUCGACUCUUUUGCGAAUGACACAUCAUUAGUUUAUACCUCAGGGAUCCUCUGUUGUUUUUAUUCUGCAGUGUUUAUCACAACACUUCUCCUCAAGGGAAAUUCAGCUCAAGCAUCAAACCCUGAUUUUACUACCGUCAUUAUUCCACACCCAAAAAUAUUAACAUAAAAAGGGCAAAAGAAUCACACACAACAUAACCUAAUAAAAAAAACACUGUGCACUAAACAUGAAUGCUUUUUUAAACGUUCAUGGAUUUACUAGAAUGACUCUGCUGCCGUCUAGUGGCCAAGAAGAAAAAUACCGCAAAAUGACGAGUCGGUUUGUUGACAUCUCCACAGCAACGGCUCAUUUACAUGUUCUUUAGCAAAGGAACCAGCCUGAGAAAGAAAAGAAUCGUGUUUUCAUCUCAUCAUGACUUCUUCAAUCUUCUCGAGAGACGCACAGCUGAAGAGUAUGGAGUUGACCAUAAGCAACACUGAGAAGUACAUGGGUCAGUUCUGCACACUGCUCGCUUCGUACACGCGUAAAACCGCAAAACUGAGAGAUAAAGCCGACUCGCUCGUCCAGCAGAUGCAGGAAUACGCCAGCACCGAAGGCCCCGAGUUCAGAAUCUGCCUGAAGAACUUGUCCGAAGAUUUAGCCAUGGUGCAAGAUUACAGACAGGCCGAAGUUGAGAGGCUGGAAACACGUGUGGUCUCCCCUUUAAAGGCUUACGGAAAUAUCGUGAAAACUAAACGAGCAGACUUGAAGAGGUUUAGUGUGGAUCGUAAAAGAGAGAUAAAAGAGCUGCAGAGCUUGGAAAAGAUCCGUCUGAAGAACCCAGCAGACAGACAGAGCAUCUCGCAGGCUGAAACAAACGUGCAGAAAGCGAGCAGCAAUGCCAACAGGAGCUCCAUGCAAAUGGAGGAAACCAUCAUGGACUUCCAGAGACAGAAACUUUGUGAUAUAAAGAUGAUCUUCACCGAAUUCAUCAUGGUGGAGAUGCUGUUCCAUGCCAAAGCUCUGGAAGUUUAUACACACACCUUCAACAACCUGGAAACUAUGGACAUUGACAAGGAUCUAGAGUUUUUCAGGAAUCAAAUCCAGAUUUCUGCUCCUCUUCUGGAAAAUUCUGCUCUUAUCUCCAGUGUUCCUCAAUACCUGAGUCCCACUCCGUCUCCGCUCUACACGCUGACGCACCAACCGAGCCUCUCCAACUCCACCCGCAUCUCGGAGCAGCCCAAAAAGACUCUGACCAGAAAAUUCCAUAGACAGCAGGAGAUAGACGAGGAGGAGGAAGAAGAGGAGGAGGAAGAGGAGGAUAGCUAUGACUCGGAGGAAGACAUGGAGCAGCCACGGACUUUCCGCCAAUCCUAUUCUGCUCAGUAUGCCACAACUCUCAGACAGAAAUGAAUAAAAAAAUAUAUAUAUAUAUAUAUUUUUUUUUUUUGGUCAUGUGAUAUGGAGCACAGUUUAUAGAUGUUGUAAAUGAUCUGAAUUGGAAGAAAAACUAAAUGUAUAGCGCUGUUCACCUUGUACAACAAUCUAAUAAUUCAGAACAAAAAAAAUGUAAAAAUAUAUAAAUAAAAAAGAAAUAAUAGCCAAUAAUAAAUAAAUAAUAAAUACAAUUUUGAAAACUUAU
Messenger RNA from Tachysurus fulvidraco (yellow catfish), 1922 nucleotides. Its product is annotated as CBY1-interacting BAR domain-containing protein 2-like. Gene Ontology annotation, biological process: cilium assembly. Gene Ontology annotation, cellular component: ciliary transition zone; ciliary basal body. The transcript is spliced from 9 exons. The coding region runs from base 713 to 1693 and encodes 326 amino acids. The record is from RefSeq and is a predicted model, not a curated record. NCBI's taxonomy places the organism in Eukaryota, Metazoa, Chordata, Actinopteri, Siluriformes, Bagridae.